Molecule: messenger RNA, 1088 nt
Organism: Suillus plorans
Lineage: Eukaryota; Fungi; Basidiomycota; Agaricomycetes; Boletales; Suillaceae
Exons: 3
Coding region: 38-946 (302 amino acids)
Source: RefSeq, a predicted model, not a curated record
GGCUCUUGUGACUUUUCCAACAACGCAAACUGUCAUCAUGACUGCCAUCACACAGAACCUGCCCAGAUUUAUAUCAGACCUUGGAAUAUCGAUAAUUGGACAGAAAUGUUAUUCCUCACUGGUCGAGAACCUUAAUGUCGGAGACGUGGAUUGUCUCAAAUACUCACUCUCCAAGGGCUUGGGCAUCGGUAUCGUAGUAGGAGGUUCUAUCAUGAAAGUUCCUCAAUUGUUGCUUAUCCUUAGCGGACGCUCCGCUCGUGGUCUCUCCUUGCCUGCAUAUGUUCUUGAAACUCUCGCAUAUGCCAUCACCACUGCAUACUCAUACAGAAAUGAGUUCCCAUUCUCGACCUACGGCGAGAAUCUAUUCCUGACUAUACAAAAUACCAUAAUUACCCUCCUGAUCAUCUACUUCCCAACUCCAUCGCUCCGAAAUGCACAAGCCAUUGGCCCACAAUUGGCAAUCGCCAGUGCAGCAUCCGUUUCAUCUGCCGUCGCAUUGUAUAUGUUCCCUAAAGACAUUCUGUCUCUACUGCAGAUGGCCACGUUGCCACUAUCCCUCUUCUCGAAGCUGCCCCAAAUCACGCAGAACGCACGUGCCGAAUCCACGGGCCAGCUCUCCGCCUUUGCUGUCAUUUCUCAAAUUGUGGGCUGUCUUGCCCGAUUGUUCACUACUGCAACGGAGGUCGGCGAUCUCAUCGUCACUGCUGGCUUUGCCCUUGCCCUCGUUCUCAAUCUUGUGCUUGGUGUGCAGAUGUGGAUGUACUGGGGGAGUGACCAGAGAGAAGACUCUGGAAAGACGCAGAUUGGAUCGCUCAGCGAGAAGGAAAAGGUAGAAUGGGCAUCAGAAAGGCAGGGAAGAGUUGAUGUGGUCGUUACUCCGAAGUCUCCUGUACCGCGUCAUACCGCGUCGCCUUCCGGUAGAAAAUGGGCAAGGAAGGUUGAUUAGUACUAUACCUCUGUUAUUUAAUGGACUCUGUUUUAUUUAUUUCAUACACUAUCUGAGUGUGUGCCAAAAUGCUCGAGUACUUUGUUUUGUUGUUGACACCACUGCUUCCGCUAAAUUUGGUGCUAACAACUGCCUUCACAUA